UUGACUUUGCUCAAAGUGAAGAAAUAUCACUUGACAGAGAGAAACUUAGUAGUUUCAGACUAUAAGUAUAUAAUACAUUGCGUUUGACGUACAGUGACCAUGAAGGCAGUUUACAUACUUCUGUUGUUGUCCCUUGUCGGAAUCGUUUAUGCAAAAGCUACUCCUGAUCGAGCGAAAGUACCAUCUCAACCAAAACCUUCUCAUCCAAAACCUUCUCAUCCAAAACCUUCUCCUGGACACUCUGAUGAAGACUCUGGUGAAAAUGGUGAAAAUUCUGGUGAAGACUCUGGUGAAAACUCCGGUGAACACGAUGAUGGACACGAUGGUGGACACAAUGACGGACACAAUGGCGGACACAAUGGUGGACACAAUGGUGGACACAAUGGCGGCAAUGGUGGCAAUGGUGAUAACGGUGAUAACGGUGAUAAUGGUGGUAAUGGUGGUAAGCCACCAGGCCAUAUUGAUAUUGGUGGUAUAGGACUAAUAGAUGUCGUUUUGAAAGGAUGA
Cyphomyrmex costatus is the source of this 507-nucleotide messenger RNA. RefSeq names its product glycine, alanine and asparagine-rich protein. The record is from RefSeq and is a predicted model, not a curated record. The transcript is spliced from 3 exons. NCBI's taxonomy places the organism in Eukaryota, Metazoa, Arthropoda, Insecta, Hymenoptera, Formicidae. The coding region runs from base 100 to 507 and encodes 135 amino acids.